Scaptodrosophila lebanonensis is the source of this 921-nucleotide messenger RNA. RefSeq lists its product as uncharacterized. Bases 558 to 761 code for a protein of 67 amino acids. Lineage: Eukaryota; Metazoa; Arthropoda; Insecta; Diptera; Drosophilidae. The transcript has 5 exons. The record is from RefSeq and is a predicted model, not a curated record.
UGCGUUCUGUUUGCUUCCAUCGCUGCUGCUGCCUCUUCAACCUGUAAAGCGUGGCAGAGGGGGCAUGCAACGAAGUGGAGUGAAGGGUGUCAAGUGAAGAAGUUAAGGAGUGACCAUUGACCGGCGAAAUUAUAGAACCCAAAGAUAAAAAUACCCUACGCGUGAGAGCUCUGCGAGCAGUCUGCUGAGCAACGGCUUCCUAAGAUUUACGGUUACGUUCCAACGCCUUCCGCAUGAAAUGCGCCAACCUUGCGCGUUGACGUCGUCGCUUUGGCGCACAACAAACGAGAGGAACCAAACAAAUUUGAACUCGUCAAGGACGCAAGGCAACGCAACAGCAAAUAAAUUGUAAUUAAGCAGGCACUGAGGCGAACACAUUCAUCGUUUUUUGUCGCGAAUAUAAUUUGUGGCGGAGGACAAACUUUUUCGGACGCCAGCACUCAGCGCAAUAAUAAUAAUAGCAACGACAGCAAGAACAACAAAACCAUCAGCAGCAUACAGAGGCUGAACUGUUCAACUAUUUCCUAACUCCCCAACCAAGUGCUCAAAAUCACACCAUGCCAGCGGGACGUGUAGCUGGCAAGGCCGGCUAUUCCAAUCAUUACUAUAAUGGUCGCUCGUAUGUUGGCAUCAAUGAGGAAAUCAUGUGGGUCAGCAUUGGCAUGGGCGUGACUAUAGCGCUGCUAAUAACGAUUGCUCUCUGCUAUAUAGCCCGGGAGAAGUGUCAGAAGCGUCAAAGGGAGUACUACGUGACCGCAUAGUUGUUGUAUUACAACAACAGCGACAUGCAGCAGCAGCAGCAGCAACAGCAGCAGGAGCAUCACUGCAUCAUCAACAUGGAUGUGGAUAUGGGAAAGGAGCAGCAGGUCCUGUCUGUGACGGCUGCCGCCUCGGCUUUAGCAACGUCUCGGGUAGGUGCAG